Messenger RNA from Anarrhichthys ocellatus (wolf-eel), 2005 nucleotides. RefSeq names its product cofilin 1 (non-muscle), like (gene cfl1l). The coding region runs from base 68 to 565 and encodes 165 amino acids. Gene Ontology annotation, cellular component: actin cytoskeleton. Gene Ontology annotation, biological process: actin filament depolymerization. The transcript is spliced from 4 exons. NCBI's taxonomy places the organism in Eukaryota, Metazoa, Chordata, Actinopteri, Perciformes, Anarhichadidae. Gene Ontology annotation, molecular function: actin binding. The record is from RefSeq and is a predicted model, not a curated record.
CCCUUCAGCAUUUUGACUGCUGUCAUCGGUUCUCUGCUGCCUGUUUCCAUCACACAUCAGAAGCAAAAUGUCGUCCGGAGUAAAAGUCUGUGACGAAGUGAAAACCAUCUUCAACAAAAUGAAAGUGGUGAAAACCGAGGAUGCCGAGGAGGAUCGUAUAAGAUUGGUGACCUGCGUCAUCGACGAAGAAAAAGGUGAAAUUAAAGUGGAGACAUGUCUGCAGCAAAAAUCUGAAGAGUGCAAGGACGAUGUAUUCAAGAGCCUCCAGAAUCUAAUGCCAAAAGAUCAUUGCCGCUACAUCCUGUACGACUGCCACUUUGAAACGGAGGAAUGUUGUAAAAAAGAGGAACUGGUCUUCAUGCUGUGGACUCCUGACAGUGCAACCAUCAAAGAAAAAAUGCAGUAUGCUUCCUCUAAAGGGGCUAUUGACAAGGUCAUGGAGGGUGUCAAGCAUAGAAUGCAGUUGCAUGAUAAGGCAGAUAUCGACAGGGAGGAGUUUGCAAAAUGCCUUACGGACAAAGUAAAGAACCUUGAGGGCCACAGCAUGCGUGGUCAUGCACAAUAGUAAACAAACAGUCUUUGCCCUGUUUUAUAAUAGGGCACGUUUAACGGGAUUUGAGGGGAUAAUGGCAAGAUUUCCAUAUCGACUUUGUUUUUGUAUUGGUUCAAGGCUUAAAGGGAUGGUUUAGAUUCCUGUAACACAAACUCCUGUCUGUUCCCCUUCCAAACUGUCCAGUCUAACUUUGUUCAUUAUUUGACAUAUCCAUACAUUAGCCUAUUGAAACUAUUGUCUGUCACUUUACUCUUGGUAUGUCUAUAUUUCUCAAAUCAAUAAUUUGCUGUUUUUCUUUUUUUUUUACAUGCAUACUGUUUGAAUCCCAGCAUAGGCCAGUACACACUAUUUUCCUUCCUUGUGUACAUGUCCACUCAAACCAUAUCCUGUAAAAUAUCCCAAUGGAUGCACGACUAGAGUUCACUAUAGGUCAAAAUGACUGGGUCUGUAAGUAUAAGAAAUCUGUUUUUCUAGACUGUUACACCUAUAAAGAAUAGUACAAAGAGUUUCACAUAAAAUGUAACGGUUGUAUUGAGAGCAUUAUAAAAUAAAUGCAAUGAAUUGGGCAAGUGUUAACUUUUUUUUUUCCCCCCCACUAAAAGAAAGUAUGGAUGAAAGCUGUAAUUAACGAGCUGGGGGUUGGUCUGAGCACCUGGAUGCAUACCACAAGGAUUGUCCAGCUUCUCAGAUAACAUGUGGCCUGUUAAUAUCAGAUGUGGGAGGCCAGGUGACUUUGGGUUUAGCAGGCUUUAAGGUGUAGCUUGAGUCAAACCAAGCACUGCAAUUGGUGCUGUCUGUAUAUUGCAAAAAAAGUUUUAACAAACUGGUAGCUUGAAUCUUAAGUUAAAGUUGUGUAAAAUCUGAAGUCAUUUAGCUAAGUUUACUCCAUAUUUCCUCACUGCAGUCAUAUUUAUGGACUCGAUGUAUCAAUAUACCGUCAAUAAAACCGCACUCAGUUUUUUUUUUUUUUUUACUUGUGCAGUAUUUCACACAACACAAGUAUGCAGCAAACAACUAUUUGAAGAUUUAGUGGGGUUAUGUCUGUCUGAGCAGAGAGUGAAGUUGCGCUGCGUUAUCAGUUUCUCCUUGCUUUGUUGACACAGCUGAGCAUGUUUUUAAUGCAUGUGUCCGACUGGUGAGCUCAAGGCCGCAGCGUUGCACUGCUGUCACAGAUUCAACCGAUUACGCUUUCCUGGCCGCCAGAUGAAUAGUUUGACUUUUUGGGAAAGGACUGGCUGGCCUAUUCAGUCUUGGCGAGAGUCUGAGAAGGUGGAUCCCACUCAUGUUUGCUAAAUAUGUACCUGGAGCCCGCAGUUUAUUGUAAAGACUGAAGAAAGGCAGGCAAACCAGUGGAGACUCCAUGAAGUUACUGGCCCAGUCCAUAACCCCCUCAUGAAAUUGCUGAGAUAAAUGUUUAAUAAAAGAGAUGUCUUUCAAUCUAAAUCUGAAAAA